UCCAUCCUACCCAAUUACACUCCCUGGACCAAUUUACCUCUAAACUGUAAGUCUUCAAAAUGUGAGGGAAAACCAGAGCACCCAGAGGAAACCCACACAGUCAUGGGGAGAAUGUACAAACUCCUUACAGACAGUAGCAGGAAUUGAACCCAGGUCUAUGUUAACCGCUGUGCUACUUUGCCACCCAAAAUGUGUGUGCCUUGGUCGGGCAACAACAACAACAUAAUCAGAAUAUUAUUUGUCCCUUUAUAUUCUUUCAUUUCCAGUCCUGUCCAUCUAUAGAAGUUUGUCAAAGUUUUAGAUGUCAUACCAAAUCUUCACAAAGUCCUAAGAAAGUAGAGGUGCUGCUGUGCUUUGUUUAUAAUUGCUCGUAUGUGUUAGGCCCAGGAAAAGUCCUCAAAAAUAAUUAUACCGAGGAAUUUACCUCUGAUGAGGACGGGCUGAUAGACCUCUGGUUUCUUCCUCCUGAAGUCAAUAAUCAGUUCCUUGGUCUUGCUGACACUGAGUGAGAGGUUGUUGUCGUUGUGGCACCACUCAGCCAGGUUUUCAAUCUCCUUCCUAUAUCCUGAUUUGUCACCACCUUCGAUUCAGCCAAUGACAGUGGUGUCAGCAAACUUGCAUGGGGCAUUGGAGUUGUGCUUAGCCACACAGUGUAGAGUGAGUAGAGCAGGGGGUUAUGCACAGAGCCCUGUGGGGUUCCCAUGCUGUUGGAGAUUGUGGAGGAUAUGUUAAUGCUAAUCUGAAGACCCAAUUACACAAGGAGGUGUUGAGGCAAAGUUCUUGAAGCUUAUUGAUUAGUUUUGAGGGGAUGAUAGUAUUGAAUGUGAAGUUGUAGUCGAUAAGGAGCUCCCUGAUAUAUGCACCUCAGCUGUCCAGACGUUCCAGGGUUGAGUGAAGAGUCAAUGAGAUGGCAAAUUGGAGAGGAGUUGAGAUGCUUCAAAGCUGGGAUGUAAGUGCUACUGAAUGAUAGUCAUUGAGGUAGGUUAUCAUGUCCUUCUUAGGCACCGGUAUAAUUGAAGCCUGCUUGAAGUGGGUUGGUAUCUCAGACUGCUGAAGCGAGCGGUUAAAGAUCUCAGUAAACACUCCAGCCAGUGGAUCAGCACAGGCCAACUUACAGAUGCUAAUAAAAUAAUGAGCGGCGUAGAUGAUGCGCGUGGUCCAAGUCUUUACUUCCAGGGUAAGGGAGUCUAAAGCUACAGUAGAGGGCAUAGGUUUAAGGUGAGAUGGAAAGAUUUAUAGGGGACUAAGGUGCAAGUUCUUCAGAUACAGGGUGAUGAGUAUAUAGAACAAGCUGCCAGAGGAAGUGGUAGAGGUGGGCACAAUAACAACACUAAAAGACAUUUGGACAAGUACAUGGAUAGGAAAGGUUUAAAAAUAAAGAUUAGCUUUGUCACAUGUACAUCCAAACAUACAGUGAAGUGCGCUGCUCGCAUUAACAGCUAAUGGGUUGUGCUGGAGUCAGUCCACAGGACACAUUCUGGCACCCACAGGGAGGGAUACAAGCCAAAUGCAAGCAAAGGGGACAAAUUACACCAAAUAGGAACCUGAGGGGCAACUUCUUCAUGUAGAGUGUGGCCAGAAUAUGGAAUGAGCUGCCAGAGGCAGGUGCAAUAAUAACAUUUAAAAGAUAUUUGGGCAAGUACAUGGAUAGGCAGGGUUUGGUUCCUGAAGGUUGUUACAGCCAGAGGAGGUAGUGGGGGGAUAAGCUCCCACAAACUAUUAAGUGCUCCAAUGGCAUGUGUCUCAAGACAGCCUCUGACAAACAAGGCCAGCUCCUGGCCUUCACGUGCCCCUUAGCUACUACGACCUGUGGAACCGUUUCCACUGACAGAAGGGGCAAAGGCAGGUUGCUGGCGCCUUAAAACCAGUCACUACAGGCAGGUGGAGCUCGCCAGCUCAUCCAGGAGAAGGAAAACUGAUCUCAAACCUCCACUGUCGGGUUCAGAGGGAUAUGGGCCGAACGCAGGAAAAUAGGACUAGCUUAGGUACGCAACUUGGUCAUCAUGGUCCAGUUGGGCCGAAGGGCCUGCUUUCGUGCUGGAUGACACUGAGGCAUCUGCAGGGAAUCAAAUGCCCCACAAACUGUUAGGCUUAGGGUACUUCUGGAGGAGAGCGGGGUGGAGAGGAAGUGUAGAGGUGAAUGAUGACAUUUUUUUGGGGAAUGAUUGACACCUGUCGGUUGGAGGCCGUCACAGAGGCUGGCCGUGGGGGUAGGGAGUUAUACACGCAAGGGUGAUUAUUUUUAAAAAUCGCAAAAAAAAGCUUUUUCCAAAAAAGAAGAAAAUAAAUGCAGAGUGGCAGAGGGCUUGGUGUGUGUGUUUUAUUUUUAGUAACCCCACUGUUGAGGAAUUACCCUCUCUCCGGGCAUUUUAACGCAGGCGAAAUACGUUCACGUUACGGACGGGGACACGGCCGCUGCCUUGUGUUUUCAGUCGGUUUUCUUGCAGGGAAACGGUCCGCUGGGUUGCAGCGGCGGCGGCCGGGAACCCGUCCGCAAACCGACCGGAGCAUUGCACUAGCCUCCAGCCGCUUCUCCUCCGGCUUGCCCUCUCUCCGUGCAGUUUGGUGCACUCUCCCCCACCGCCACCUUUACAAUCUCCAGUGUGCGGCAUCCGCAAAGAGACGCACGCCGUCGGAGCCGGCCCGUCUCAAGAUGCAAUGAAACGCGCACAAUAGAGCCAGUCCGCAAGCCGGCCGAGGCCUUCCCGUCCCUUCGGACGGGUGUCCAGCGCCUCCCCCGGCAGCUCCGGCUCGUUCAGAGUGCAUUGCAUUCUUUGUGUCAGCACCAGCCCCUCUCGGGCGGGCAGGAGGGAGGAGUUUUACAUUCUAAUACAGCGUCUUUUGCGCGCCCCCAUGUUUGAAUGGGAAAGCAAGAUGGCUGAAAUGCGAGGAAUGUGGUGUGUCCCGUGUCUAGCAUCGUUUGAAAUUCUCCAGGAGAUCUGCCGAACGGAGAAGCUCACUUGCUCUGCCCUGGGGAUCACCAAAAAGGACUUGAAGGAGUACGAGGUGGAAUAUCUGUGCGGAUACAAGAAAGAGAAGGGUAAGGAGUACUACUUUGUGAAGUGGAAGGGUUGGCCGGAGUGCACGAACACGUGGGAACCCAGGAGGCACCUCCGUUGCAUUGGUCUGGUGAAGCAGUUUCAGGAGGACCAGAAGAAAUUCUUGGAGAAAGUGAAAAUGGCAAAGAAACUGAAGUUAAAUAACUGCAAAGAUUUCAAACUGGCGUUCUCAGAAUACAUCACCAAGAAGUCGAAGCAAAGGCUGGCGCUGAGGCGUUGGGAGGAGGAGCUCAACAGAAAGAAGAACCAUCGAGGGAGGAUCCUGGUGGAAAACGAGGUGGAUUUUGAGCCGCCUCCACUGGACUUCCACUACAUCAACCAGUACAAGCCCUCGCUCGGAAUAAACCUCAACAAAGAACCUCUGGUCGGCUGCGAGUGCUUCAACUGCCUGGAAGGGAAGUGCUGCCCGGAGGAAGCCGGGGCCCAGUUUGCUUACAACGCAGAAUCCCGGCUGAAGAUCGCUCCGGGCAAGCCCAUCUUCGAAUGUAACUCUUGCUGUGCGUGCAGCCCCCAGUGUCCCAACAGGGUGGUGCAGAAAGGCACGCUCUACGACCUCUGCAUCUUCCGAACUUCAGACGGGCGAGGGUGGGGCAUUAAAACCCUCCAAAAGAUCAAGAAGAAUAGUUUUGUUAUGGAAUACGUUGGAGAGGUAAUCACCAGCGAGGAGGCAGAGAGGCGAGGGCGUUUCUACGAUAGUAAAGGCAUCACCUACCUGUUCGACCUGGACUACGUGGAGGAUGAGUAUACUGUGGAUGCUGCGAGAUUUGGGAAUAUUUCGCACUUUGUGAAUCACAGCUGUGACCCAAAUCUUCAGGUUUACAAUGUUUUUAUCGAUAGUUUGGACACGCGUCUGCCCAGGAUUGCACUUUUCUCAACACGUACCAUCAAGGCUGGUGAAGAGCUAACGUUUGACUAUCAAAUGAAGGGUUCGGGUGAUGUUUCGAUUACUGAGACCUCCGACGUCAAUGGGCCAACCAAAAAGCAGCGUAGGAUUGAAUGCAAGUGUGGGUCCCUGUCCUGCCGAGGGUUUAUGAACUGAUCAGCAUCCGCGAGGAAGAAACUUUUUUUGUGUGUUUUUUUUUAAAUAAGAGUAUGUGGAUCCUAAAAUGGGAGUUCUUGCAUAAUGACACUUGAGAAGAAGUUGUGUAUACACCAUGCAGGAAAGUGUCAUUCACAUUUGUCCUGGACUUGAGAGCAGGUCUGUGAGAUAGUUUCCUUGGGAGAAAUUGUAUUGAGGCUAGUUGCUUCUAUUUGUGACCCACUGCAAGGCGGGUCACCAAAGCAACAUCCAGGAUUGCUUAGUCCCUGGUGAGGAGUGACCUGCUUUAAAGGGCACUCUCUACAUGAGUAUUGUUCUCAGUUCUGCAGGUUUGAUUUGGAAAUCUUCUGCAAUAAAACCUUCAAAAUUUUUUUUUUGUUUAUUUGGAGGUGCCUAUCCAAGUUUGCUAGCUUGUGUGAGUAAAUCUGGCCACUGCAUAAUCAGCCUGCUUUGUGGAACUCCUUCAAAUUAUUGGCAGAAAAAAAUAAUCCCAUCCUAUAUGACGCAGCAGAAAUUGUGCAAGCAUUUCCUGGGUUGCUCUCCGCUCCAGAUCUCAGGUGUAUUGUUAAGGGGGAAGAGGUGUGUUUAGGGGUAAGUUAUGGCCAAAUAAUUCAGCACCACUUUAUCCUUCCUUAAUGCAAAACAUUUCUUCAUAUCAUGGCAAAUGCUUGCUCUUUAACCCUUCAAAGCAAGAAUAAUUUUUUCAGUGCAUAAUUGAAUGCAACAAAUUAAGAUCAGAACCCCCAAAGCUAUUAAUCUUUUGUUAAAACAUUGCUAUUAAACUAUUAAGUCAAUGCGCCAUGCUAACUGUUUGCAAGCUUGCUUUUAAGGUCAGUCUUGUGACGCCAUCAUGCCUAUGGGUCCCUUUUAUACCGUAGAGAAAAUAUUCUUGAGGUAUUCAAAAAUUCCAGAUGCAUCUUCCGCAUUAAUUCCGGGCGUAUAGUUUUACCUCAUCCAUCACAUUAAGGCCGGACAACAGAAAAUUUGCUAACAGCCGAUGGGAGAAGCAGUUCUGGAAUUAGUUUUGGGAGUGAGAGGGAUAUUUUGCCACUUAGCAUAGCAGUUAAUAAGAAUCUGGGAUUUUUCUUUCUUCGGUAUUAUCCUUUUUAUCGGGAUGCAGGGUUUAAGUCAGCUAAGGCCGUCAUCAAAUCUCCCACUGACCUUUCUGCCAAUAAUUUUUGAUGGAAAAGACAAAUGUCAUGAUCCUUAUUGCAAAAUUCUAUUUUUGUAUUUCUUGGAACUGUUGUGCUUUGGAGAGUGUUCUCUCUUUAAAGCAGCAGUAAUGUACAGUUUGCAGCUUCAGUUUAACUAAGAGGCGUGGCCAAAGAACCACUUGGUGCUAGAUGUGUCACACUUUGUCGUGGCUGCGUGAAUUCCUGAAGUCUCUCGGUUAGAACUGAGUUUCCGAGGUGGACAAUGUUUGACCGCUGCAAUUGAUACCAGAAACCAGCAGUGGACUUUCCACCCUGAUACCUGAAGAUGAAGAACAAUGUUUACAGAAUUAAUUAUUUUGUUUGAUAGUGUGUCGGGCAGGAGGAAUCUCCCUCUGAGCUCAGCCACAGUCCUGCUGACAGUGAUACUUGGGAACUAAUGGAGAUAUAUUAGGUACAUAGAGAAACAGGACAGGAAUUAAGAACAUCUUUGACGAUGCAUUUCUGUGAUUCCUCCCUUUGAAAGCUCACCUUUAAGUAUCAGAGAUUUCUUUACUCUUGCCACAAUGCAGGACAUCCCUGUGGCAGGUAGCGAAGCUGAGGAACUCGUGGAGUGACCCUCCUGAAGAUUUGCCGAAAAUCGCGGGGUUGGGGGGGGGGCAUGGUAGCAUAGCUGUUCAUGCAAUUCCGGCGCACUCCGUUAGCAAGUUUUUACGUUCCUCCGCAUGGGUUUCCUCCAGGUGCUCUGGUUUCCUCCCACAGUCCAAAGAUAUCCCCGUUGGCAGGUUAGUUGUAAAUUGUCCCGUGGUUAGGCUAAGGUUAAAUAGGUGGUGCAACUUGUUGGUCCAGAAGAGCCUGUUCUGUGCUGUAUCUCUAAAAAUUUAAUUAAUUUAAGUUAAAAUCCCGUCCAACAAGUAAAGCAGAAGGCAAGUUCCGCCCUUGUCCCUCUCCCCAAAUCUACAUUCAUCCAAAUUUCUCAUCUUUCAGACAUGAGCAUUGUGGGGAAUUGGCAGGAGGGAGAUUGGCCAUUUGGCAUGCGGUCAGAGAUGAUAUCGAAACAUGACUUGGGGGACUGAUUGCUUUGAAGGGGUAAUGAGACCUCAGAAUGGAUAAAAUAAGUUUGAAUUUUUGUUUUGUGUAGGAUUGUUUCAAGUCUUGUAUACCUCUUUGUACUGAGCUGUGAAUUGCAAAUUGGUGUAGAAUGUUUGCAUAAAAAGAUGAUAAAUGUCAGUGUUUCAAACUGGUCUC
Mobula hypostoma (lesser devil ray) is the source of this 6497-nucleotide messenger RNA. RefSeq names its product histone-lysine N-methyltransferase SUV39H2-like. NCBI's taxonomy places the organism in Eukaryota, Metazoa, Chordata, Chondrichthyes, Myliobatiformes, Myliobatidae. The transcript is spliced from 6 exons. Gene Ontology annotation, molecular function: histone H3K9 methyltransferase activity; protein binding; zinc ion binding. The record is from RefSeq and is a predicted model, not a curated record. The coding region runs from base 2854 to 4098 and encodes 414 amino acids. Gene Ontology annotation, cellular component: nucleus.